Cetraspora pellucida is the source of this 1161-nucleotide messenger RNA. The record is from the annotation of a GenBank genome assembly. Lineage: Eukaryota; Fungi; Glomeromycota; Glomeromycetes; Diversisporales; Gigasporaceae.
AUGUCUGCAAGACCUAAUCAUAAUGUUCAAAACAGAAAAGUACGCUCGGAUUAUAGCUAUUUAUGCGGGUUGAAAUAUCGACACUUAAUUCCUCAUCCAAUUGAUCCUCCGUUGGAUCUGAAAUGGAAACCAGAUCUAGAUAGAAUAACCAAUAUCAAUCGGACUUCACGUACUUUUCAAACAAAACGUCUUUCUCUACUUAGUGAUACCGAUCUAGGGAUGACAUAUGAUUUAAGUUUUGUUCCUAGUGCAUUUCAAGGAGAUGAUAAUGACAUAAAUCCCAGGAAAACAACUCAACUCGAUUCUAAAGAUACUUGCCUAGUUGUUCCUCCCAAAGAUCAUGCAAACUAUAUAAGUGCAUCUGAAACUGUAUAUCGGGGUGAUAAUACUGACAAAACCAUGGAAAGUCGUAUGGCCACUUUAAAAGUCAGUCAGAUGGAUUUAGAACAAAGUCAUGAAGAACAGAUUGCUGCAAUUGAGGAAUCCUUUAGAAUUGCAAAUGAUCCUGAAUUUCUUAAGAAACUUGAACAUCCUAAAAAUCCGAAAGCAAAACCAGAAGAAAUUCUUUCUAUAUUACCAGAAUUUGAAUAUCAACAUAUCGUGGUUGUACAGGCCAGUUUUGAUAAUGAUCCUUGGGAAGGACUUCCCUUGAAUGAAGAUGAAGAUCGUGGAAAAAAUCGACCACAACGAGUUUGUAAAGCAUUAAUCAAUCCAGUAGUAUCUGGUGAUGAAAAGUUCUUGAUGUUAUAUGUUCCAUCUUCAGAAACUGCAGAAAGAUUAUCAAAUCUUAAAUCAUUUGAUGAUUGCGAAGGAGAAUACAAUUAUAAGUGGGUUAGAGAUUAUAUUACAGAUAAGAAUCAGAUUCCAAAGAAUUCACAACUUUUGUUAAUAGAACGUUGCAUUGACGAAGAUGAAACAAAAGAAAAAGUAAUGGUCUAUGUUCCUUUUGCAGUCAGAUGGAAUAUGAAACGUCUGCGACAAAGAGAUAGAGUCCGAGUACCAGAGAACUAUGGAAAACCAACUUUUUUAAAAUAUUCAUACAGAGUCCCUGAAGAUGAAGAGACUAGUCAGAUGGAAUUGUUGAUAAACGAAGGACUUCAUGAAGAUGAAGUUAAACGUAUCAUGGCUAAAAGGCGUCGGAUUGAACGACCAAAAGAUUAG